Oreochromis niloticus (Nile tilapia) is the source of this 2927-nucleotide messenger RNA. RefSeq lists its product as uncharacterized. Gene Ontology annotation, molecular function: nucleic acid binding. The coding region runs from base 35 to 2245 and encodes 736 amino acids. The transcript has 2 exons. The record is from RefSeq and is a predicted model, not a curated record. Gene Ontology annotation, biological process: DNA integration. NCBI's taxonomy places the organism in Eukaryota, Metazoa, Chordata, Actinopteri, Cichliformes, Cichlidae.
AGUCAUUCUUGAAGGAAAAAGAGUGCUGCAAGAGAUGUGUCAGAGAGGCACAGGGUGGGAUGAGCCACUACCCAAGGACCUGAAGUUAAGGUGGGAGACUUGGAUGAAGGAUUUGGAGAACCUGGAAAGAAUUGAGAUUCCAAGAUGCUUCAUACCUGACAGCCUUGGUGAGAUUCAGAGAGCCGAGCUUCAUCAUUUCUCUGAUGCAAGCAGUCAAGGGUAUGGUCAGUGCUCUUACAUCAGAGUGGUAAGCAGAGAAAGGAUAUGCUGCUCCUUGGUCAUGGGCAAGGCAAGGGUUGCACCAACCAAAAUAGUUACCAUACCCAGACUUGAGUUAACUGCUGCAGUAACCUCGGCAGCUGUGAGUAGCAUGUUAAGGGAGGAGCUGGAGCUCAAGAUUGACGACGAAUAUUUUUGGACAGACUCAAAGGUCGUGCUUGGUUACAUUAAUAAUGAAGCAAGAAGGUUCCAUGUGUUCGUGGCAAACCGCGUUCAGAGAAUUCGAGAAACCACCGAUGCACGGAAAUGGUAUUAUGUUGACACAGGAGAAAACCCUGCUGAUCAUGGCUCGAGAGGCCUCAAAGUAGCUGACCUCAUCAAGUCAAAUUGGUUCUCUGGUCCCAGCUUUCUAUGGGAAAGAGAGAUAGCCACAAAACAGGCUACUUCAGAUUUGCUGGUGGGAGACCCUGAGGUGAGGACUACUCAGGUGUUGAAGGUUGAUGUAGCAAGGCAGUUUGACAUCCAGAAGCAUCUGCUGCGGUUCUCAAGAUGGACUACAGCUGUCAACGUCAUUGCUCGUAUCCAGCGGCUGGCAAAGAGGAUCAGGACCGCUGAGCCUUUAAACGUGGAAGAGAGAAAACAAGCUGCACAGACUCUCGUCAAGCUUGCACAACAAGAUGCCUUUCAAGAGGAGUUAAACGCACUCAGCCAGAAACCAGGAAGGCUGCCUUGCAACCACCAACUCUUUCAGCUUGACCCAUUCCUCCAAGAUGGCAUAAUGAGAGUAGGAGGAAGACUGAGGAAGGCAUCUGUGCCUCUCGAGUUAAGACACCCAGUGAUCCUUCCUAAAGAUGGUGCUGUUACAAACCUCAUCAUUGCACACCAUCAUACUAAGAUACAACACCAAGGCAGAGGACAAACCCUCAAUGCACUGAGAGCCAAUGGUUACUGGAUCGCUGGUAGAAGUAAGGCUGUAGCCCAAUACAUCAGGCAGUGCGUACAGUGCAGGAGAGCCCGCGCGCAACCAGAGGAGCAACGGAUGGCAGAUCUACCUAGUGACCGUGUUGAUCCCACACCACCAUUCACUUAUUGUGGUAUGGACUGCUUUGGUCCUUUUCACACCAAACAAGGUCGCAAGGAUCAAAAACGGUAUGGCCUCCUCUUCACAUGUCUUUGCUCAACGGCAGUGCAUAUAGAGAUGUUGGAGGAUUUGACGACUGACGCGUUCAUCAAUGCUUUGCGCUGCUUUAUUGCCCUUCGUGGAGCUGUUAGGCACAUUAGGUCCGAUCAGGGAACUAACUUUAUGGGGGCAAGAAAUGAGAUGGCAAAGGCUCUGAAAGAACUUGAUAAGGAAAGAGUGACUGCAUACCUAGCAGAAAAUCAGUGCGACUUCCAGAUGAAUACGCCCCACUCUAGUCAUGCUGGAGGUGCAUGGGAGCGUCAAAUCCAGACAGUGAGAAGUGUACUGAGCAUGGUCCUUGCCUGCAGUGUGGGAAGGUUGGAUGAUGCUUCAUUAAGGACAUUCCUUUAUGAAGCUAUGUGCAUCGUGAAUAACCGCCCACUCACUGUUGAUAACAUGAACGACCCCAAAAGCUUGGAGCCACUCACACCAAACCACUUGAUCACCAUGAAAUCCUCAAUCCCACUUCCACCUCCAGGUAAAUUUGUCAAGGAGGAGCUGUACGCCAAGAAACGGUGGAGAAGGGUCCAGUAUCUGACCGAGCAAUUUUGGCACAGAUGGAGAAAGGAAUACCUGGCCAAUAUUGCUCUGAGACAGCGAUGGCAUACACCAAGACGUAAUGUGGAGGUGGGUGACAUUGUGAUUCUCAAGGAGGAAGAUGUUCCUCGCAAUGAAUGGAAACUCGCUAGGGUUGUGGAAGCACAUGAGGAUGAUGAUGGACUUGUACGGAAGGUGACAAUCCAGACUGGUGAUCGGAAGUUAGGAAAGGGAGGCAAACGCCUCGUCCAACCCUCAAUCAUUCAAAGACCCAUUCAGAAAUUAGUGGUCCUGGUGAAAAACAGCUAAAAUUGGAAAUGUCAUUCAUUGAUUAGAUUCCCCUUCUAAAAUAGAAGUUGUCAUUAUGCUGUACUUCAUGCACAUGUUGUGGAGAUGUAAAUUCUGUUCAUAUUGUUGAAUUCAUUUGUUGAGAAAAGAAUAUUGUUUAUGUCAAUGCAAGAGUGUUUAACAACAACAUGGUGCUUGGGAAUUACCAUUGAUUUAAUGAACAAUGCAAGUGUAUUUACAUUCACAAUUGUAAUAAUCAAAGGUAAUUGGUGGGAGUGUAGCUGACGCUGAAAUGUUUGUGUUGGUUGCCAUGACAACACCAGUAGCGCAUCUGAGAUCGUUAUGUUGUUUUCUGUUUGUUUUCGUUAUUUGGUACUCAUGUUUGUGUACAUUUGCAGUAGGAAAAGAUAAUCUGUGAAUCCAGUAAUACAUCCUGCUUAUAAGAAACGUUUUUGUUAAAAAUUAUUGUGAAGUAGUCACUUCCUGUGAGUCGCGGGAACCGGAAGUUGUGCGCGGGAGAGACAAGACAGAGCGGUAACACGGCGGACUUUUUGGAAUGUACAACUUUUCUACUGCUGGUUUUACAAGGCGUACACGUUUUCACGGUGCUCCAUGAUUGUGAGAGGAAUAAAAGAAUUGUGGACAUCAGUACGAAGCGUGGAUUCUUUCGACCAGAGUAGAUACAAAGACCGUUCAUUCCCAG